UUCUCCGGGGUGAUCAGAUGGCGUCGACAGCUAUUGUUUUGGUGGGAGUUGUGCUGGGUUUGGUUUCCUCAGGCUGGGCUUACGAGUUCCACGUCGGUGGAAGCCAUGGAUGGGUGGAACACCAUCACGAGAAAUACAACAGCUGGGCCGAGAGGAAUCGGUUCCAAGUCAAUGACACGCUCCUGUUCAAGUACAAUCCAGGGAAAGACUCUGUUUUGGUGGUGACGGAGACUGCCUACAAGUCAUGCAACGUGACCAGCCCCAUCCAAAGCUACACCGAUGGCAACACCAUCUUCAAGUUUAACCACUCCGGCCCCUUCUACUUCAUCAGCGGCGCCGCCGGCCACUGCAAUCGUGGCCAGAGGCUCAUCGUGGUCGUGUUGGCUAUCAGACACCACAAGUCCCAUCGGCUACCCCCACCGGCGGUGGCGCCGACCCCGUCGACACAUGGAAGUCCACCGCCAUCCUCCUCUGCAUCGGGUUCGGCCGUUUCGAGAGUGUACCUCGGAGUAAUGGUGGCCAUGGCGCUGGGACGUGCGCUUCUAAUUUGACUCGGCGGAUGAAAUCUGCCGAUCCUCUUUGUCUUGUUGCUCUGCCUAUUGUUGGUUGUCAUCUGAACCACCCCCCAGCCAGAAUUAUUAACUUGAUUGAUGUCGUUUGGUGUUUAGACUUUUUUUUGUCAUUUCCAGAAUACCGUGCCGACGUGAGAGACGCAUGCGUGGUAUUGAAGUUGUUGGUCAAUGGUCAUUUUACUUGCCCUCAUUUGUGGGUUUAGACUUUGGAGUUUCCAUCCAAACUUUGUCGCCGUUUGCAUGAUGUGGACGCAAGUACAUGUAUCACAUGUGGAUGCAAGUACAAGGAAAAAAGUCUUAUGUUGUUC
This is a messenger RNA of Musa acuminata AAA Group (dessert banana), 880 nucleotides long. Its product is annotated as early nodulin-like protein 3. NCBI's taxonomy places the organism in Eukaryota, Viridiplantae, Streptophyta, Magnoliopsida, Zingiberales, Musaceae. The transcript is spliced from 2 exons. The coding region runs from base 18 to 551 and encodes 177 amino acids. Gene Ontology annotation, cellular component: plasma membrane. The record is from RefSeq and is a predicted model, not a curated record. Gene Ontology annotation, molecular function: electron transfer activity.